Messenger RNA from Tachyglossus aculeatus (Australian echidna), 2615 nucleotides. It is a transcript of the gene TMEM263, whose product is annotated as transmembrane protein 263. The record is from RefSeq and is a predicted model, not a curated record. Bases 21 to 371 code for a protein of 116 amino acids. The transcript is spliced from 3 exons. NCBI's taxonomy places the organism in Eukaryota, Metazoa, Chordata, Mammalia, Monotremata, Tachyglossidae.
GGGCCCCGGCCCAGGAAACCAUGAAUCAAACAGACAAAAACCAACAGGAAGUCCCAUCAUAUCUAAAUGAUGAACCUCCAGAAGGUUCAAUGAAAGAUCAUCCCCAGCAACAACCUGGUAUGCUCUCUCGUGUGACCGGUGGCCUGUUCAGUGUAACCAAGGGAGCCGUUGGUGCCACGCUUGGUGGGGUAGUUUGGAUUGGAGGGAAGAGCCUGGAGGUGACCAAGACAGCCGUUACUUCAGUGCCUUCCAUGGGAAUAGGGCUUGUCAAAGGAGGAGUAUCUGCAGUGGCUGGUGGGGUUACGGCUGUUGGAUCUGCAGUCGUAAACAAAGUGCCUUUAACAGGAAAAAAGAAAGAUAAAUCUGACUAAAAGAUAUUAAGACUUGAUUCAUCUUGCAGCAGUAUGAUGCCAGCGGCAUUGAAUUGCUAAGAUAUGGACCCUCCCAAAAAAAAAAACCCACGUCUUUUUUUUUUUUUUUUGGAUGGUUCUCCGAAGUGCUGUGCUGAAAGUAUUGAAUGACUUCAUCUGCAAAGGACAAGAGACCAGUACUAGCACAGCAUAUGAAGGUUCAUCUGACUGGGUCCAGCUUUUUAUCGGGUGAAAUGUUACAUUUGUUGACUAGUAACUGAAGGUAUGAUAUGUUUGAAUAUUUACUGUCUUUCAGUUCAGCUAAAAAAAUGUGAAAACUGUUGUAGUGGACAAUCUCUGCAGUUGCACAUGCACAGGAAAGUGCCAGGUGACUUCUUAGGAGCCUUUUGAGAAGGGACAGAACUGUACCCUUGAUGUGCCUAAUAGUUUCAGAUGCCUCUUAGCUUUUUCAGGCUAACAAGGCAUAUUUUGCUUGCAGAGGCUAGCAAGCAUAUAACAGGAAUUAGUCUCAAAAAAUGCUCAACCAUUUGAUGUGAUUUAUUUGAGCUAAGUCCUGUAUGUUAGAUUUGCAUUACAUUCACUUAAUCAGUGAUACCGUCAACAGAGAACGUGUUUUCUAGUGCCCACAAUUUCAGAGCAAUUCUUAGAUUAAGCUUUAGACUACUUCGUAUUUCAUAAGAAAUUAGCCUUUGACAAGAAUCUCAGGAGUGUUCAGGUAAAGGCACAUACUGUUGCCAAAAGGUUAAAAAUUGUCGUUAUUGUUUUUUUCCAAAUAAGUGAUGCCUCUCAAAACGUAGGUAAAUUACUUUAAAUCCAGGUUUGUGAUCCAUGGUAACACACAUCUUGCAAGGCUUAAAAGUACUUCUCUUUACAGUUGAGUUAAAUAUUUAGAAAGGUUCCUUAUUAAAAAUGCAGUAAGUAACUUCUAAGUUCGUGUUUCAAGAAUUCACUUUCUGCAUUCCUUUUCCUAUUUUUUAUUCCUAAAGGAAGCAUAAAUCAAUAGAACCAUUUUUUGGAAAGAUAUUUACAUGAAAAGAACACAAUUCAGGAGGUCAUGUUUCCACCUAGUGACAGUGAAGACAGACUCCAGAACUUAAUAUUUGAGCAAUGAAUCUACAGGACAGUUUCCAGAGCAUCUUUACAUGCAGAAUUAAAAAAUGCAAGUUUCAUCUACAGAGCCUUCUGCAGAUUUUCUGAAUGCCAGUUGCAGAUGCAAACACUGAACAUUUAUUACCCAUUGGUCAGUGAUGGCUUUCAUGUUACAUAUGCUCAUUUCCUAAUACCGUGUCUGCAGAGGGCAUAUGAAGCAUGGUUCUGACCUCCCAGUAGGUUCAGUUCCAAAAUAAAAUGUGGAAACAAGUGUACAUUGACCAUAAACUAAAGUCACUGGUAUUUUACUUGUAUUCUGCACCCAGAUCCACUUGCCAGUGUUUGGGUAUUAAAGUAAUCUUCUGGAUUGUCUUUUGCGGGUAAUCAAAACCAUAUCUAAGAUGACUUGGGUAAAACUGCUUCCCAUCAAUGAAAUAUAAAUGUUUGUUUACAGUUAAUUUAGUAAUGUACAACCUAGCAUAUCAGGAUUAAAGCGCAGCAGUAGAUCCAAACGAUUGAAUGUUUAAAUUUAAGACUUUUCUGUGCUUUAUUAAACAUUUAAAUCUUCAACAACCAUGAGUACUGUUUUCAGCAUACGUUAUGUGCUAAAACAAAUCAGUGAGUUUAGCAAAAAUCUUUAAAUUUAAGCGGUAACUUGCUAGGAGUGUAUGUAGAAAACACCUGAAGGUAAUAACAUGUACAACAAGCACCACACUUAGCAAAGAUCCAUGCUAUGAAAUUUUGGCUAAAAUAACGUUGGAGAACUUAUUUACUGUUGUUUGGAAAAGUGAUGUUUGCUUUCCUGUUAGUAUGUUUUCCUAAUUUAUCUCUUGCAGUCAUAGAAGGUGCAGCUUUUUCCUAAACUUCUUUAAAGUGUAAAAUUUUAGUUUAGAGCUUGUGUGCAUAUUUAUUUUUAUUAUUGCUUGUCUCGCAUCAAAAACUAUUCCAAUUGUUUUCUGCUAUUGACAAGCACCUCCGACGCUCCCUUUCAGAUGUUGUAAAGCUAGUUUUUUUGACUUCACAUGUAAAUUGUUUCUGAACAUUUUUCUUCAGUACUUUGUGGCACGGGAGGAGGGCUUUAGAAGAUGGCAGAAAACUAGUCUGUGUGGUUAGUAUAGAGAUAUACUUUGAAAUAAACCUGCCAGUUCGUACAUA